Charadrius vociferus (killdeer) is the source of this 4477-nucleotide messenger RNA. RefSeq names its product myosin IIIB (gene MYO3B). Lineage: Eukaryota; Metazoa; Chordata; Aves; Charadriiformes; Charadriidae. Gene Ontology annotation, molecular function: cytoskeletal motor activity; ATP binding; protein kinase activity. Gene Ontology annotation, biological process: protein phosphorylation. The record is from RefSeq and is a predicted model, not a curated record. Gene Ontology annotation, cellular component: myosin complex.
CUGCUUUAUUUUUCAGGAAGCCAUUGUAUGGAUUGUUUCAAUAUAAUUCCAGUAUGAUUGGACUAGAAUCAUUAGCCGAUCCCUCAGAUACCUGGGAAAUUAUAGAGACUAUUGGGAAAGGCACUUACGGUAAAGUCUAUAAGGUUGCCAAUAAGAAAGAUGGGAGCCUGGCAGCAGUAAAGAUUCUGGAUCCUAUCAGUGAUGUAGACGAAGAAAUUGAAGCAGAAUAUAAUAUUUUGCAGUUUCUUCCCAAUCAUCCUAAUGUUGUUAGAUUUUAUGGGAUGUUUUACAAAGCAGAUCAAUAUGUGGGAGGACAGCUCUGGCUAGUACUUGAGCUGUGCAAUGGAGGUUCUGUCACAGAGCUUGUCAAAGGCCUGCUGAAGUGUGGCCAACGGCUGGAUGAAGCUAUAAUCUCAUACAUCUUAUAUGGUGCUCUCUUGGGCCUUCAGCAUUUACACAAUAACCGGAUCAUUCAUCGUGAUGUGAAAGGGAACAACAUUCUCCUGACAACAGAAGGUGGAGUCAAGCUCGUUGACUUUGGUGUUUCAGCCCAGCUCACCAGCACGCGGCUGCGUAGAAACACCUCAGUGGGAACACCCUUUUGGAUGGCACCUGAGGUCAUUGCUUGUGAACAACAGUAUGACUACUCAUAUGAUGCUCGAUGUGACGUAUGGUCCUUGGGAAUAACAGCUAUUGAACUGGGGGAUGGAGACCCUCCUUUAUUUGACAUGCAUCCGGUGAAAACCCUUUUUAAAAUUCCAAGAAAUCCUCCUCCUACUUUGCUACAUCCUGAAAAAUGGUGCAGAGGAUUCAACCAUUUCAUUUCACAGUGUCUUAUCAAGGAUUUUGAAAAGCGUCCUUCAGUCACUCACCUUUUGGAGCAUCCAUUUAUUAAACAAGUACAUGGUAAAGAUAUGUCUCUGCAAAAACAGCUGGCUGAACUCAUCCAAGAACAACAGCAGCUCGGCUCUGUAGCCAAAACAAGGCAUGAACGAAUACAUACUAGAAGACCUUACCAUGUGGAUGGAGCUGACAAGUACUCUCUAGAUGACGAUCUGGUAAAUCUAGAAGUUCUAGAUGAGGAUACAAUUAUCCAUCAGCUGCAGAAACGCUAUGCUGACUUACAAAUUUAUACUUAUGUUGGAGACAUUUUAAUAGCCUUAAACCCCUUCCAGAAUCUCAGCAUUUAUUCUCCCCAGUUCUCCAAGCUUUACCAUGGUAUGAAGCGUUCAUCAAAUCCCCCUCACAUAUUUGCUUCUGCGGAUGCUGCCUACCAAAGUAUGGUUACAUUCAGCAAAGAUCAGUGUAUUAUCAUCAGUGGGGAAAGUGGUGCUGGAAAGACAGAAAGCGCCCAUCUGAUUGUCCAACAUUUGACCUUCUUGGGAAAGGCCAAUAACCGUGCUUUGCGAGAGAAAAUUCUUCAGGUGAAUCCUCUGGUUGAAGCGUUUGGUAACGCCUGCACUGCCAUCAAUGACAACUCAAGUCGCUUUGGAAAAUACCUGGAAAUGAUGUUUACACCCACAGGAGCAGUAAUGGGGGCAAAGAUUUCUGAAUAUCUACUUGAAAAAUCAAGGGUCAUAAAACAGGCUGUGGGAGAGAAAAAUUUCCAUAUAUUUUAUUAUAUCUAUGCUGGCCUUUAUCAUCAGAAGAAACUUUCUGAAUAUAGACUUCCUGAUAAAAAGCCUCCUAGAUAUAUUGAUAAUGAAACUGGAAGAGUAAUGCAUGAUAUUGUUACUAAAGAUUCCUAUGGAAGACAAUUUGAAGCGAUUCAGCAUUGCUUUAGAAUUAUAGGAUUCACUGAUGAGGAAGUGUACUCAGUGUACAGAAUUCUGACUGGAAUCUUAAAUACUGGAAAUAUUGAGUUUGCUGCCAUUUCUUCACAACACCAAAUAGAUAAAAGUGAGGUUCCCAACCCAGAAGCCUUAGAUAACGCUGCUGCACUCCUAAGUAUUGGGUCAGAAGAACUUCAAGAGGCCCUAACCUCCCACUGUGUUGUGACACGAGGGGAGACUAUUAUCCGAACAAACACCGUGGACAAAGCAACUGAUGUGCGAGAUGCCAUGUCUAAAGCACUUUAUGGCCGGCUUUUUAGCUGGAUCGUAAAUCGUAUUAAUACGUUGCUUCAGCCAGAUAAAAAUAUAUGCAAUGCUGAAAGUGGGAUGAAUGUUGGGAUACUAGACAUAUUCGGAUUUGAGAACUUCGCAAGAAAUUCCUUUGAACAGCUGUGCAUAAAUAUUGCUAAUGAACAGAUCCAGUUUUAUUUCAAUCAACAUAUCUUUGCGCUGGAGCAGAUGGAAUAUCAGAGUGAAGGAAUUGAUGCUACUACGGUGGAGUAUGAGGAUAACCGUCCACUUCUAGAUAUGUUCCUCCAGAAACCCAUGGGUCUCCUGUCUCUACUAGAUGAAGAAAGUCGAUUUCCUCAGGCAACGGACCUUACUUUAGUUGAUAAAUUUGAAGAUAACUUACGAUGCAAAUACUUUUGGAGACCAAAAGGAGUAGAACUGUCAUUUGGUAUUCAGCACUAUGCUGGAAAGGUAUUAUACGAUGCCAGUGCAUUCCUUGAGAAGCACAGAGAUAUUUUGUAAUACAUAAUGGUUUUGCGAACUUCAGAGAACAAACUUCUUCAGCAGCUGUUCUCUAGCCCAUUAACAAAAACAGGACACCUCCCAGAGAAAUAUUCAGAGAACGUUAUACAGUAUAACAUCAGAACAUCCAGCCAGAGAGUCUCAGUAGCUAAGGUUGACACAAUGGAGGUUAUGCGACACCCUGAGGAAACAACUAACAUGAAGCGGCAAACUAUGGCUUCCUAUUUUAGGUAUUCCCUCAUGGAUCUUUUAUCCAAAAUGGUUGUUGGACAGCCUCACUUUAUCCGCUGCAUUAAACCUAAUGAUGAUCGAGAAGCACUGACAUUUUCUCAUGAGCGAGUUCUACUGCAGCUACGAUACACUGGAAUUCUGGAAACAGUCAAAAUACGUCAAAAAGGCUAUUCGCAUCGCAUCCUCUUUGAAGAGUUUGUGAAAAGGUAUUACUACCUUGCAUUCAAGGCACACGAGACUCCCCUUGGUAGCAGAGAAAACUGUCUUGCCAUUUUGGAGAAAUCUAAACUGGACAACUGGAUUCUUGGGAAAACCAAGGUUUUUCUAAAGUAUUACCAUAUAGAGCAGUUAAAUUUGUUCCUGCGAGAAGUUAUAGGGAGGGUGGUGGCCAUGCAAGCCUAUAUCAAGGGAUGGCUUGGAGCAAGGAGGUACAAGAAAGUCAAAGAGAAAAGAGAAAAUAGUGCUGUUACCAUACAGUCAGCCUGGAGAGGAUAUGAAGCUCGCAGGAAGUACAAGGAAAUAAGGAACAGAAGAACUGAUGCUGCUAUACAUAUUCAAGCAGCUUUCAGGGGAUAUAUUGUUCGUAAAAACUACACAAGAUUGAAAAACAGCACUGCCUGUGUAGCAGAUCCUCAGCUUAUGAGCAGCUGCUCUACUUCUGAUUUUGGCGGUGAAGAGCACUGGCAGCAAACCAGUAACCAGUCUCCUCCUGUGGUGCCUGAUUUUCUUGUCAAACAAACAAAAAAGAAGGAUUUGGAUGAGAUUUCUGCUUCUCCAUUUAUUCUAAAACAUUCGUUCGAAAUGAAUGAUUCACAAUCAAUUAGCCAAUCACAGUCAGUUGCAGACCAUCGGUUGUCAAGUCCCUUGAGAUCCCAUAAAAAAGGAGGUUCAGAAAACUGUCUUGAACAGAAGCUGAGAACACCUCGUCGACGAUGUCAGCAGCCCAAAAUGCUGAAUAGCCCUGAGGACAACAUGUACUAUAACCAGUUAAAUGGAACUCUAGAAUAUCAAGGGAGCAAGAGGAAGCCAAGAAAACUUGGGCAAAUCAAAGUGCUUGACGGGGAGGAUGAGUAUUACAAAUCAUUGUCAGCUGUUGAGUCUAUCCCUGAAGAUGACAGCUUUCUCAGUUCCCCAUCUCCUCCUUCUUCAAGAAGUGUGUCUUUUGCUCAAAGCUGAACCUCACUUACUCUAUUGACUAAUACUGGUAAGAGUAUCUUCAUGCUGGCAGUCUCGUCCAAUUAACUUUGUGCGUGUGUGUUUAUAUAAUAUAUUAAAAAUACAGUUUCAGCUAGCAACUUACUUUCACUAAUUUAGACCUGGUUUUACAGCUGUAGAUUGUCCCAUUUAGCUGUAUUUCUAUAAGCAAUAGAAGCAGCGCUACCUGUAUGUGUUGAUGUUGGUAAUGGACACGUUUCUUUAGCAGCAAGGGUAGUUUAUACAGUUCUGACCCCUUCUUCCCUGCUCCCCCCGGCUGCUGUUCCCACCCUUUGCCAUCCCUUCUGUUGUGCUGGCACAACUGCUGGUAGAACUGUGUGAAAAAGAAGAUCAAGGAACUGAACUGGAUUAAAAGACCUCUGUACUGAAAUCUUUCAUUUGAGGUGAAAAUGUUUUGUAUUUCAUUAGACUGAUAUUAAACAUUAUCCUUUAUAGCUUUCUAUGCU